Chelonus insularis is the source of this 1065-nucleotide messenger RNA. It is a transcript of the gene PIG-C, whose product is annotated as phosphatidylinositol glycan anchor biosynthesis class C. The coding region runs from base 190 to 1035 and encodes 281 amino acids. Gene Ontology annotation, cellular component: membrane; glycosylphosphatidylinositol-N-acetylglucosaminyltransferase (GPI-GnT) complex. The transcript is spliced from 2 exons. The record is from RefSeq and is a predicted model, not a curated record. NCBI's taxonomy places the organism in Eukaryota, Metazoa, Arthropoda, Insecta, Hymenoptera, Braconidae. Gene Ontology annotation, biological process: GPI anchor biosynthetic process.
CUCUUCUCUGUGGUGGUGUAGUGACGCUAUUGCGGUAUUUUCUUGUACUAAAUAGCUUUGUUUUGGAGCAUUGAUUAUUUAUUAUUCAAAAUGAAUUAAAAAUAUGAUAAAUAUUUAUAAUAUCUUUAAUAAUUUAUUAUUAUAACAUUACAAUCAUCUAGUUUGUCAAUAAAUAACAAGAAUUGGACAAUGGCAUUUAAUUAUACUUCCAAACGUUCUAAAAGCUUUUGGAAGAAGAACCUAUACGAAAAUAGAGGAUUUCCUGAUAAUUAUACCGAUGAAUCAUUUCUACACGAAUUAAGAAAAAACAUUAAACCCAAUAAUGUUACGAUAGAAAGUGCCAUAACUCUUGGAGCCAGUAUUUCUACUCAAUUAAGCAUCGUUAUACUCUUCGUAAUAGUUUUUAUCUGGUUAAAUAACGAAUGGAUAUCACCAAAUACUAUUUUUAUAUCAAGUUCAGCUUUAACUAUCAUAGGAUAUUUAUUUUACAUCAGCAUGUUGCCCACUUUAGCAGCUAGGGUUCCAAAAGACUGCAGGACAGCACUUAUUUUCCUGGUUUUCGGUUAUAUUUUGUCACCAGUGUUGAAAACUUUAACUGAAACCAUCAGCACAGACACAAUUUACGCUAUGACCAUUUUUAUGUUCUUUAUUCAUUUAAGUUUUAGUAAAUAUGGCAUCCCACCAGUGUCACUGUCAGAUUCUCUCUCCAUCACGUCAUCAAUAUUUGGCUCUUUGAUGCUAGCAUCUCGUCUAGCAUCACCCUUUCACGCUUUUACUUUACUUACCGUUGCUGUACAAUGUUUUGUUUUACUUCCUUUUUUAUUAAUUAAGAAAGCUGAUAAGAUGAUUUUUAUUUCUCUUAUUUUCACAGUCAUGACUUUGUAUUUUUUAGUUGUAGUGUCGGAUAUAUUGUCAUUAGUUUUUAUUGUUGUUACUAUUUUUGUUGAUAUCAUUUGUCCAUUUUGGUACAUCAGAUGGCAAAAGUAUAAAGAUAAUAUUUAUGGUCCUUGGGAUGAAGCUGUGAUUAAAAAAUAAUUUCAUAAUAAAAAAACUAAAAUUCGUAAA